UGGCAAUGGCGUUAGCCAAUCUCAUUCCUUCUACUUAUAUUCUCUUGUUGUCUCAAUUCCAAUUCUCUCAUCCCGUUUCUUCAGUAUUUCUGUUAGUGAUGGGUUAAGCAUCCCUGUCUCUUUCCGCAUCACAAAAUUUUCUUUUGUUUUUGUUUAUGUGUCGAUGCUAUGCCAUCUCUUACAUAGUACAAAUAAGGCAGAGCGUACAUACACAUAUCAGCAAAGACUCCGGCUUUGACCAUGGCCAUCGUGCUCUUUUUAUGCAUCUGAUUUCCAGUUGGCGAUAAGAAAGGUUUAAUAAGGAGAAGGCCAAAGAGUAAAGGAGAAGAGGAAUGAAGAAAAUGAAGUACGUCUUGGUGACUGGCGGAGUAGUAAGUGGACUCGGCAAAGGAGUGACAGCGAGCAGCAUCGGGUUACUGCUCAAAGCUUGUGGACUUCGCGUUACUUCUAUCAAGAUUGAUCCUUACUUAAAUAGCGAUGCUGGAACGAUGUCCCCUUUUGAGCAUGGGGAAGUUUUCGUCUUGGACGAUGGUGGUGAGGUGGACCUGGACCUUGGAAAUUACGAGCGCUUUCUAGAUGUCAAACUGACCCGCGAUAAUAACAUCACCACUGGAAAGAUUUACCAAUUUGUUCUUGACAAGGAGAGAAGGGGAGAUUAUCUUGGAAAAACUGUUCAGGUUGUUCCUCACGUUACAGAUGCCAUUCAAGAAUGGAUUGAGCGUGUGGCAAUGAUUCCAGUUGAUGGAAAGGAAGGUCCAGCUGAUGUUUGUGUCAUAGAAUUAGGUGGAACAAUAGGAGACAUUGAAUCCAUGCCAUUUAUUGAGGCGUUAGGUCAGUUCUCAUACCGUGUAGGUUCUGGCAACUUCUGUCUGAUUCAUGUGAGCCUGGUGCCUGUUAUAAAUGUUGUUGGGGAACAGAAAACAAAGCCCACACAGCACAGUGUUCGAGGACUGAGAGGCCUGGGUUUGACGCCAAAUAUCUUAGCUUGUCGCAGUACAAUGGCACUUGAUGAAAAUGUGAAGGAGAAACUCUCUCAAUUUUGCCAUGUAUCGGCAGAAGAAAUUAUCACUCUUUAUGAUGUUCCCAACAUCUGGCACAUCCCUUUACUACUGAGAGACCAGAAGGCUCAUGAGGCAAUUUUCAAAGUGCUUAAUCUUCUAGGUACUGCAAAGGAGCCUUCUUUAAAGGAGUGGACUACAAGGGCUGAAAUUUGUGAUAUGUUACAUGAGCCAGUCAGAAUUGCUGUUGUUGGGAAGUACACAGGCCUUUCUGAUUCCUAUCUCUCUGUACUGAAGGCUCUGUUGCACGCCUCUGUUGCCUGCCGCAAGAAACUUGUUGUGGACUGGGUUCCUGCUAGUGACCUUGAAGAUAUGACUGAAAUGGAGAAUCUUGAUGCUUAUAAAGCUGCAUGGAAGUUGUUAAAGAGUGCAGAUGGUGUUCUCGUACCUGGAGGGUUUGGUGACAGAGGUGUGGAAGGGAAAAUUCUUGCAGCAAAGUAUGCACGGGAAAACGGAGUUCCCUUUCUUGGAAUUUGUCUAGGAAUGCAGAUUGCUGUCAUUGAGUUUGCAAGAUCUGUUAUUGGAUUGAAAGAUGCUAACAGCACUGAGUUUGAUCCUAACACCAGGAAUCCCUGCAUUAUAUUUAUGCCCGAGGGCUCAAAAACACAUAUGGGUGGUACCAUGCGUCUUGGAUCAAGGAGGACAUAUUUCCAAGUCAUGGACUGCAAAUCUGUGAAAUUGUAUGGAAGAAGGUUCAUAGAUGAGAGACAUCGGCAUAGAUAUGAGGUAAAUCCUGAUAUGGUAGCACGCCUUGAAAAUGCUGGCCUAUCAUUCACUGGCAAGGAUGAAACUGGUCGACGCAUGGAGAUUAUUGAAUUACCCGAUCAUCCAUACUACAUUGGUGUUCAAUUCCAUCCUGAAUUUAAAUCAAGACCAGGAAAGCCUUCUGCUUUGUUCUUAGGAUUAAUAGCAGCAGCUUGUGGACAGUUAGAUGCUGUCUUACAAGGCUUCGAGAGCCAAGAGGUCAAUUGUCUCCCUAACAAGAAAGUUUACCAAAAUGGAUAUGCUACAAAGCCUGCAAAUAUCAUAACAGAUGCUAUGUACAGUUAUUGCAACGGCGUGCACUCUUGAGUGAGCUUUGGUCAUACCUGUGUUUUUCUGUAGUGAUACUGAUUUUGACAAAGGGCUUUUGGCGGGAUCUUAGCAUUGUCCAGUACAGGCAUUGAUUAAAUGGGUAGGUGUAAUAGCUUUUCAAGAGAACUGCAGUUAAAGCGUAGCUGGAUCCCUUCAUUUUAAGCGGGGACAGCUUCUUGUAUUUUUCAGUUAUAUAAUCUUAUCUUUGUUGGCCUUUUGGCCCCGUAGUUUCGUUCCUUGUUUUUGAUUUCUAUUCGGAGUUGCGUGUAUUAUUUAAUAGAGUUUUUUUAAUAUAUUUAAA
Messenger RNA from Theobroma umbraticum, 2433 nucleotides. Its product is annotated as CTP synthase family protein. Gene Ontology annotation, molecular function: CTP synthase activity; identical protein binding. Gene Ontology annotation, biological process: pyrimidine nucleobase biosynthetic process; CTP biosynthetic process. The record is from RefSeq and is a predicted model, not a curated record. Lineage: Eukaryota; Viridiplantae; Streptophyta; Magnoliopsida; Malvales; Malvaceae.